UGCUGCGGGCGGGCAGGAAGGCAGGAAGGCAGGAAGGCAGGAAGGCAGGAAGGCAGGAUGCUGUCCCGACUGCGCGCGGCCGCGGCGCCCGGCGCGAUGGCGCGGCGCAGCCUGCACACCAAGGAGAAGGGCAAGCCCCUCAUGCUGAACCCUCGCACAAACAAGGGCAUGGCCUUCACCUUGCACGAGCGGCAGAUGCUGGGGCUGCAGGGGCUGCUGCCUCCCAAAAUAGAGACGCAGGACAUCCAAGCCCUGCGCUUCCACAAGAACCUGGCGAAAAUGACCGACCCCUUGGAAAAGUACAUCUACAUCAUGGGGAUCCAGGAGAGGAACGAGAAGCUGUUCUACAGGGUGCUGCAGGACGACAUUGAGCGGCUGAUGCCCAUUGUCUACACUCCAACCGUGGGCCUGGCCUGCUCCCAGUACGGACACAUCUUCAGGAGACCAAAAGGGUUAUUUAUUUCUAUCUCAGACAGAGGUCACAUAAGGUCAAUUGUGAACAACUGGCCAGAGAACGACGUUAAGGCUGUUGUCGUCACUGAUGGAGAAAGAAUAUUGGGUCUUGGAGACCUGGGGGUGUAUGGGAUGGGAAUUCCAGUGGGGAAGCUGUGUUUGUACACAGCCUGUGCAGGGAUACACCCAGAUAAAUGCCUGCCUGUCUGCAUCGACGUUGGGACUGAUAACACAACCCUCCUCAAAGAUCCAUUUUACAUGGGGCUGUACCAGAAGAGGGAUCGCUCGCAGGUGUACGAUGACCUGAUAGAUGAAUUUAUGGAAGCCAUCACGGACAGGUAUGGCCAGAACACUCUCAUCCAGUUUGAAGACUUUGGGAACCACAAUGCAUUCCGGUUCCUGAGGAAAUACAGAGAGAAGUACUGUACCUUCAAUGACGAUAUCCAAGGCACAGCCUCGGUGGCCUUGGCAGGACUGCUGGCAGCACAGAAAGCCACUGGCAAACCACUCACAGACCAGAAAGUGCUGUUCCUUGGAGCUGGAGAGGCCGCCCUGGGCAUCGCCAACCUGAUCGUCAUGGCCAUGACGGAGAGCGGCGUUUCCUGCGAGGAGGCCUCCAGGAGGGUGUGGAUGUUUGACAAGCACGGCCUGCUGGUUCAGGGCCGAGAGCACAAGGUGGAUUCCCACCAGGAGCCGUUUGCACACCAGGCUCCAGAGCACGUGCCAAAGACAUUCGUGGAGGCAGUCAAUGUCCUGCGGCCUUCAGCUAUCAUUGGUAUCCUGCCCUCUGCUCUCCCCUCCUGCGCCUACUCCCGGCACCAGAAGUUUGGAGAAGCUAAUGCAGUUCACCCUGGGUACAGCCUGAUCCUGCCCGGGGGCCGUUGCCUGUUUGCCAGUGGCAGUCCCUUCGAGCUGGUGACUCUGAAGGAUGGAAGAACCUUCAAGCCAGGCCAAGGAAACAACGCUUACAUUUUUCCAGGCGUGGCUCUGGCUGUGAUCCUCAGCAGCGUCCGGCACAUCAGCGAUAAGGUUUUCCUAGAGGCUGCCAAGGCAUUGGCAGAGCAGCUGACAGAUGAAGAGCUCGCACAAGGAAGACUUUAUCCUCCGCUGUCCAAUAUCAGGGAAGUUUCUAUUCAUAUUGCUAUCAAGGUGAUGGAGUUCCUGUACGCCAACAACAUGGCCUUCCACUACCCCGAGCCGGCCGACAAGAGCCGCUACAUCCGCUCCAAGGUGUGGACCUACGAGUACGAGUCCUUCAUGCCGGACGUGUACGACUGGCCCGAGUCCAAGGUGCACUGACGCACCCUCCUCGGGCAGCACCUCCUACUCUGCAGGGAUCCCUUUCUCAGACCAACUUAAAUCAUCAUCUUGGCCUCCUCUAAUUUAUUUUGCGCUCACUUCGUUGCCUUUUUUUUUUUUUUCCCCUUUUU
Molecule: messenger RNA, 1883 nt
Organism: Ficedula albicollis (Collared flycatcher)
Lineage: Eukaryota; Metazoa; Chordata; Aves; Passeriformes; Muscicapidae
Gene: ME2
Product: malic enzyme 2
Exons: 16
Coding region: 58-1752 (564 amino acids)
Biological process (GO): pyruvate metabolic process; malate metabolic process
Cellular component (GO): mitochondrion
Molecular function (GO): malate dehydrogenase (decarboxylating) (NADP+) activity; malate dehydrogenase (decarboxylating) (NAD+) activity; NAD binding
Source: RefSeq, a predicted model, not a curated record